This is a messenger RNA of Carassius auratus (goldfish), 2714 nucleotides long. Its product is annotated as gastrula zinc finger protein XlCGF49.1-like. The coding region runs from base 415 to 1116 and encodes 233 amino acids. The transcript is spliced from 3 exons. NCBI's taxonomy places the organism in Eukaryota, Metazoa, Chordata, Actinopteri, Cypriniformes, Cyprinidae. Gene Ontology annotation, molecular function: DNA-binding transcription factor activity, RNA polymerase II-specific; RNA polymerase II cis-regulatory region sequence-specific DNA binding. Gene Ontology annotation, cellular component: nucleus. Gene Ontology annotation, biological process: regulation of transcription by RNA polymerase II. The record is from RefSeq and is a predicted model, not a curated record.
ACUAUAAAUAGUAGGUAAACGUAAAUGGUUAAUAUGUAAAUUUGUAGAAAAUCUAACUCAAACGUUUGCUGGUCUGCUCCUCAUUUAGUGAAGCUCCUCCCACAACAGUAUCACCUUCAGUGAAGCUCCUCCCACAACAGUAUCGCCUUCAGUGAAGCUCCUCCCACAACAGUAUCACCUUCAGUGAAGCUCCUCCUACAACAAUCACACCUUUAAAAAAGCAUCAGGAAGAAGAUAAAUCUGCAGAGACAGAGUUAAUUGAAGAACAGAGAGAACAUGAGAGAUCCAGAACCCUGCAGAACCAAACACACUGAAGAACAAACAGAUAAUUGCAGGGCUUAAAGUUCUCCGGCACCAUGCCGGAUUCCCAGUGUGCAGCGUUUGGCUGCGGAAAAAAAUAUCACUUUCAACUCCAUGAGUUUGCCUACCAAUGAUCUAAUGGAGGAGAAAAAGCAUCAUGUCGAAACUGGAGAAGAAAUUCUCUCACAGACUGAAAGUAUUUCUUUACUGAAAAGAAGAGGCAAGAAAGGUUUUGCCUGCACUCAGUGUGGAAAGAGUUUCGCAUACAAACAGAGUCUCAAAAGACACAUGAACAUCCACACUGGAGAGAAACCAUACACAUGUGAUCAGUGCGGGAAGAGUUUCACUCAAUCGUCAAACCUUAAGAUGCACAUGAACAUCCACACUGAAGAGAAACUGCAUGAAUGUGAUCAAUGCGGAAAAACAUUUGCAUGGGCUUCAAGCUGGAUUAAUCACCUGAAAGUUCAUUCAAAUGAGAAACCACAUUCAUGUUCUUUGUGUGGAAAGAGUUUUUCUCAACUGCAGAGUUUAAAACUACAUCAGAAGAUACACGCUGGUGUAAAAGAUUAUAUGUGUUUUGAGUGUGAGAAGACUUUUAGUACAGAUAAAGAUUUGAAACGGCACGAGAGGAUCCACACUGGAGAGAAACCUUACAAGUGUUCACACUGUGAGAAGAGAUUCAGUCGGUCAACACAUCUGAAAUCACACGAGAGGAUUCACACUGGAAGGAAACUGUAUCACUGCACUACAUGUGGGCAGAGUUUCAGUCAUACGUCUUCUUUACGGAGACAUACAAUAAAGAAUCACAAUGAGUAGUUUAUCUCCAGGUCCAGCGUUUUCAAGUGCUACACUGCAUCUCUUCCGUAGCAAUUGAUGUACAUUAUAUUAUAAUGUUUUAUGAGCUUCAUUUUAUUUUCAAAAUGAUCUUCAAAUGCUUGUAGAUGGUUUUUACAGGUUCAAAAUGUUCCUGUGCACAGAGCUGAAAAAUAGGCUUAUUUAUUUUUAAUUAAAUCUUCACCGUUGUUUUAUUCCAACUGUUUUACAAAGUUGUUUCUCAAAAUACAGGUGUGAGAUUCUGUCUUGUAGGUUUACAUCUGAUCCAUCUUCACUUUUGUUCACUUGAGAUGCUAUCUUGUUAGUCAAUGAAGAGAGAAAUACGUCUUUUACUUUACAAAAUGUUUUAUUUCAAGGAUCAAACUUUUGUUGUCUGCAGAUUUUUCUUGCAUCACGAAUGAAUAAUUUAAUAAUUCUAGUUACAUCUAAAAGCCAUGAAAUUGCUUUUGGGGCUUAAUUACGUUUCUCGAUAAAGCUUUUUAAACUACUUAAUAAACUAUAUUCUCCCUCACACCUGACUAUCUUUCUAUCAGUAACUGUUUUAACAUUAUUGUAGUUUGAUACGUUGUGUUACAGAUGUUUUUGUUAGGCUACAGAGUUUCGUAGUUUUAAACAGAUUUUGGCGCGUUUAUGAUCUAUGAUCUAACGUUGGUUUCGCCUCGCGGUGAUGACGUCAUCCGUCGCGCAAGGAUAGUGUGGAGUUUCUGAUGUGAAGAGUUCGCGCCUUUUCACGUAAUUGUGAAAUAUACGUUUCUUAUUUUGUUUUAAAUCAACAUUUUGAUGGGGUUAUUUCUGUAUUGGUCUCAUCGCUAUUUGUGUGCCUGCUGACAUCUAAAGAAGGUUUUGUCUCGUUUCUCUUCACAUACAAAACGAGAAAACUAUUUUGUUAUAAGUGUUAUUAGAAAAACAAAGUAUAUUUAGAUUAAUAUGGACAAAUCACAAUGUCUGAUAAAGAUAGUUGUCAAUGUCUUUGUAUUAGUGUAUUUUUUUUUACUGUAUCUUUUGAUAAAUAUUUGGAAUAGUCUACUUUUCAAUGGAGUCAUCAUUCAUUGUUUGAGUCCAGUAGUAUUUUGGGAUUUCAUGGAAGGCAGAAAUAUUCUGAAAAUAGCUUAUAUUGAAAAGUAGUGGACUUUGCCUGAGAAAUACUCUUAACAGCCUCUUUUACUGAACGGUAAGAUUUUACAAUAUUUACAUUUAAGUGUUAAGAGAGGGUCAAUGACUUGUUUACAUGUUAAUUCGUUAUUUUACUUUACUUUAGCUAUUAUACUUUUUUGCUGUUAAAUUGAAUGUAGUUUCCCAAAGGAAAUGGCGUUAUGUAAUAAAGAGUAGCUCAAUUAUUUUGAGGCUGAUCAAGGGAUAACUGUUAAAGUAAUGUUUUGCAUGUUCUUUUAGACAAUUACCACACACAUAUAUGGAAAUUAUCCAAAGAUAUGGAGAGAAGGCAAAUUGCCUCAUAAUUGGAAAAGUGCUCUGAUAUUGCCCUUUAGUAAAACCCCAGACAACACAGGGAAUUAAAGCCUUAUAGCGUUAACAUCUUACUUGUGUACGUAAAUGGAUGGAAAAGGUAAUAGUUUAUAGAC